UCGUGGGCGUGGAGAAGCUGCCCUCGUCGCAGUGUUCGGUUCGUGUUCGCUUCUCGUCUGUUGUUCUAGCUAGGAUUGGGUCUGUCGAGACGAUUGCAUCGAGCUCACCUGCGGAGGAUUGGUAGCAGUGUGUGAGAGCUCGUCGUCGACUUUUCUCCUCUUUCGAGCAAUUCUGACUGUUGUCUGUAACGCUUGAAGCUCGCCGCUGCAUACCCUGGUUUCCACCUAGCUCUCACCUCCCCUCUUUUCGCAUGCGUUGUUAGUAGUGCCUGGUCCUCGGAGGUUGAGAGCAGUGUAAUAGUUCUCUCUGAGAGGGAGAGAAAGAGAGAGAAAGGAGAGUCAGCACGGCAGGUGCUUGCCUUCUCUCUCCCUCUUUCUCUCUGGACGUUCAGAGAGAGGGAAGGAGGCAAAAGUAACGUGAGGUCAGUGUUUCUUAUUCGUCUGGGUUUACUCCAGACGAGUGACAAACACUAGCAACACCUGCCUCCCUCACUCUCUCUAGUCCCUAGCUCUCUUCGUUCAGUUUUUCUUUUGUUUUCCCCCUUAUGUUCAUUACUUCUUCUGUACGUGCUUCUGUCAGUGACCUUUAAGAUGCCUUGACUGCGCAAUCUUCCUGUUUCUCAAUCCUCACCACUACCCGGUGGUUGUGUAUUUGUAAAAAGCAUUCUCGAAGUAGACAAUGUCAGAUUUGCCCUCUCAUUGUACAUUCCUCCCUCCAAGCGAAGUAGCCUCCCUGUUUUCCGAAGGCUUCAAACAGGUCCAGGCCUCCGAGGACGGGGCAGCUGAACAUCACAUCGUAACUAAGUAGAGUUCGAGAGGAGUAGGUGGCUCAUUAGGAGCUCGCGUAGGUUGGAGUUCUGAUCCUGCAGUGCCAUCUAGUGUGGUAACGCAAAAGAAGGAGAACCACACUGAUUGUAGCCAUGAAGAGAGGUUAAGAGUGGGCACCGUGGCUUUCGAUAUCAGUGAAGGAAUGAGGUUGGGGGGUGUGACAGUUACGGUGACAGCGAACGGAGGGGGAGUAGGGCCGAAAUAUCUCUCAGAACUAGCUGUUAUGCCAUCCUCCGUAAUGGCCCCUCCGAGACUAGCGCCACCCAAUGCAAUGGCGCGGGGACCCCAAAAGAAUGUGUUUACAUCUCCAGGCCUAUCUCUGGCACCGCCGAGUGGGCUGGAAGGUCAGCCUCAGGUCAGCCAGAGUGCUGAGAGUGAGCAGGUGAAGCAGAAAGACAAUGAGGAGUAUGAGAGUAGAUCGGGUAGCGACAACAUGGAAGGAGGCUCUGGGGAUGAUCAGGACCCUGAUCACCCCCCGCGCAAGAAGCGCUAUCACCGCCACACCCCGCGCCAGAUCCAGGAAAUGGAAAUGGUGUUCAAAGAGUGCCCACACCCAGAUGAUAAGCAAAGGCAGGAACUCAGCAAGGAGCUCGGCCUGGAGCCUCGCCAGGUCAAGUUUUGGUUCCAAAACAGGAGGACGCAGAUGAAGGCUCAGCAGGAACGAGCUGAAAACUCUAUGCUACGAGCUGAGAACGAGAAGCUUCGUUCUGAGAACAUUACCAUGCGAGACGCCAUGAAGAACGCCUCCUGUCCGCACUGUGGGGGUCCUACGACGAUGGGAGAGAUGUCAUUUGAUGAGCAGCAGCUGCGCAUAGAGAAUGCUCGCCUCAAAGAUGAGAUCGACCGCGUAUCAGCACUAGCUGCGAAGUAUUUGGGGCGCCCUGUCGCACCAAUGAACUCUUUACCCCCAAUGUCAACGUCCUCCCUAGAGCUACAAGUUGGAGGUAGUUUUGGAAUGCAUCAGGGAACUGGCACUGACCUCGUACCUCAAGGCCCCUCCGUAGCUGAUGUGGCGACACGGCCAGGUGGUCUGUCGGAUGCUGAGAAACCAAUGGUCUUCGAGCUUGCUGUCGCAGCUAUGGACGAACUCGUUCGCCUUGCGCAAUCAGACGAGCCGUUAUGGAUUCCUGGUCACGAUGGUGCGAAGGAAACAUUAAAUUACGACGAGUACGUGCGUCAGUUUCCCAGAGGGAUUGGUCCGAAGCCUUUCGGAUUGAAAACGGAGGCCACUCGAGAGACUGGUCUAGUCAUGAUGAACGGUGUUACUUUGGUGGAGACUCUAAUGGAUCAUGUUCGAUGGACCGAAAUGUUUCCCUGCAUGGUCUCUAGAGCACUCACUGUAGAGGUUCUCUCUACGGGCAUCGGCGCGUGCAAUCGGAAUGGCGCUCUUCAACUGAUGUACGCCGAGCUUCAGGUUUUAUCUCCCCUUGUUCCCACACGUGAGUGCUACUUCUUGCGAUUUUGCAAGCAGCAUGGCGAAGGAAUUUGGGCUGUAGUCGAUGUGUCUGUCGACAGUCUCAGAGACAACCCACCUCCGGCGUUGAUGCGUUCUCGAAGACGGCCUUCUGGAUGCCUUAUUCAGGACAUGCCGAAUGGUUACUCGAAGGUGACUGUCCUCGAGCACAUGGAUUACGACGACAGAACCGUGAACCGGAUGUACAAAUCCUUAGUAAAUAGCGGCCAAGCUUUCGGAGCACAACGAUGGUUAGCCACCUUACAAAGGCAAUGUGAGCGUCUUGCAAGCAUGCUGGCCAGCAACCUCUCUCAGAGAGAUCUAGGUGGUGUGCCGACUGCCAAUGGUAGACGAAGUAUGCUCAAGCUUGCUCAAAGAAUGACAAACAACUUCUGCGCCGGAGUUAGCGCUUCUACUGUCCACACGUGGACUACAUUGGCAGGAAGUGGAGAGGACGACGUCCGAGUUAUGACUCGCAAGAGUGUCGAUAACCCCGGUGAACCGCAUGGCAUCGUUCUCAGCGCUGCUACUUCGCUAUGGCUACCCGUGUCCCCUCAGCGAGUUUUUGAGUUUCUGAGAGACGAACGUCUCAGACAUGAGUGGGAUAUUCUGUCCAAUGGUGGGCAUGUAGCGGAGAUGGCUCACAUUGCGAAAGGCCAGGACCCUGGGAACAGCGUGUCACUUCUCCGAGUGAAUGCUAUCAAUCCUGGACAAAGCAACAUGCUCAUUCUCCAGGAGAGUUGCACCGACGUGUCUGGCUCUCUAGUGAUCUACGCACCUGUUGAUAUUCCCGCGAUGACCUUGGUAUUGCAAGGCGGAGAUCCCGCCUACGUAGCACUGCUACCUUCAGGCUUCGCGAUCCUACCCGACGGUCCUGAGAACCGCCGCUCGCUUGGGGACGGUAGCGGCCUUCCUGAAAGCCCAAGGAGAACAGGCGGAGCGCUGCUUACAGUAGCGUUUCAGAUUUUGGUGUCCAGCGUGCCAUCGGCGAAGCUAUCUCUCGAAUCUGUGGCAACCGUCAACAACCUUAUCUCCUGCACUGUCCAGCGAAUCAAGCAAGCUCUUCAGGUGCCCGACGAGUCUUGAAUAUGAAUAUCGCCUUGGGGAUGGGUUACUUGGUGAAAUCUGCACAAGCGGUUUUCACUCUGCAUACUGACAAGAAAGGGAGGAAGUGACGACGAAGGUAAAUGCCGAGGAGGGAGACAUGUUCUCAGGUUAUCGCAGGAGCAGGGUACAGAAAGUUGAAAAGAGCUUCGCUUCGGGAGUGUGACGAAGUAGACAUGCUCGUAUCUAGUGCUUGUGAGAGCGCGAUGGUUGAGGGGUACUCAACACCUUGUGAAGCUCACAUUGAGCACGGUGUUGAGUGCUCCUCACAUCGCACUGGUCUCAGGCCUGUCGUAAAGUCAGUCAAUCAGGAUUAGCAGUCAGCUAGGUUACAAAUCUCAGAACGUUGACAAAUAAUGUCGAAUCACGCCUCCUUUGGAGUGCUUUUAACCAUCAAAGACUUUGAAGUGGAACGGACGUGCAGGAAAUAGUCAAGAACGCACCACAGAUGCCUCCUUGCUAAGUGGUAAGGCAUUAUGCACCCGAGUGUGCCUGUGCGCCAUCUCUAGCUCAACCCGGGCUUAUUUUGAUGCGCGCCUUGCACACUGAUGAGGGGCAUGUGUCUCACCACUCUGCAAGGCUAGUGGUUCGGGUAUUGACUUUCUUCCGGAAGUCCCCUCCCAUUCUAAAGAUUUUCAUUAGUUUUUACUUGGAGCGUCUCCACUAGGAAGCUGCCGCUGCGGUAUGUACACUUUUUGAAUCGACUGCAGUAAAGGUGGAGUUUGUGUAGCCUUGUCUUGAGUAUACCAUUUUGUAUAAAACGUAGGACGUUAUUGCGG
This is a messenger RNA of Marchantia polymorpha subsp. ruderalis, 4164 nucleotides long. Lineage: Eukaryota; Viridiplantae; Streptophyta; Marchantiopsida; Marchantiales; Marchantiaceae. The record is from the annotation of a GenBank genome assembly.